Messenger RNA from Myotis myotis, 3480 nucleotides. It is a transcript of the gene PARP3, whose product is annotated as poly(ADP-ribose) polymerase family member 3. The transcript has 12 exons. NCBI's taxonomy places the organism in Eukaryota, Metazoa, Chordata, Mammalia, Chiroptera, Vespertilionidae. Gene Ontology annotation, molecular function: NAD+ poly-ADP-ribosyltransferase activity. The record is from RefSeq and is a predicted model, not a curated record. Bases 500 to 2113 code for a protein of 537 amino acids. Gene Ontology annotation, cellular component: site of double-strand break.
GAGGAAGGAAGGCAGUGCCCACACCUGGGUCCAAGGUCCCUGGGCACCGGUGGACACGCAUGGCAUGCCGCCUAGGCCCAGGGAGCAGCCCUAAGGGCGCGUCAGCCCUCUGGGCCCUGGCAGUGUGGGAUCCUGUCCACCCAUUCGUGGGACAGGCUGCAGGCAGCGGCCUGACCCAGCCUCUGACUCACUCGCCUGGUGACCAAAUAGCUGGAAUCCUACACCACCACAGCCCAGCUUUCCCCGCCUCUGGCGAUGGUCAGGAAGUCCCUCCCUACCUCACACUUCAGGCUGACAGAGGGUUGCUAGCGGGGGCCCCUAGAACUGGGACUGCCCUGGCAGGUCCUGAUACUGGGCCCAAAGGCUGCCAUCUCUCCCAGGUCCCUGCUUCUCUUAGAAACAGGAGAGCCAGAGAGGGGAGGGAGCCACUCCUCCUUGGCCGCAGUGGGCACACUGGACAGGGCCCUGGCCUGACCCCGGGACCACGGACAAGACAGCCAUGGCUCCCAAGCGCAAGCCCCCUGCGCAGUGUGAGGGCCCUGACGCAAAGAAGGGCCGGCAGGGGACAGAGGAGGACAACUUCCGCUCCACGGCGGAGGCCCUCAAGGCCGCGCCCACAGAGACGCGCACUGUCCGGGUGGACGCCUCCUGUCCUCUCAGCCACAAGCCUGGGGCCCAGGUGCACGGGGACUACGACUGCACCCUGAACCAGACCAACAUCGGGAACAACAACAACAAGUUCUACAUCAUCCAGCUACUGGAGGACGGCGGGCGCUUCGCCUGCUGGAACCGCUGGGGCCGCGUGGGAGAGGGGGGCCAGUCCAAGCUCAGCUACUUCGCGUCCCUGGAGGAUGCAAAGAAGGACUUCGAGAAGAAAUUUAAGGACAAGACCAAGAACAGCUGGGCGGAGCGGGAGCACUUCGUGGCCCAUCCCGGCAAGUACACGCUCAUCGAGGUGCAAGGCGAGGAGGAGGCCCAGGAGGCUGUGGUGAAGGUGCAGUCCCUCUCCGCCCAGGUGGACGGAGGCCCCGUGAGGACCGCGUUUCAGCGCGUGCGGCCCUGCUCCCUGGACGCACCCACACAGAGGCUCAUCACCAACAUCUUCAGCAAGGACAUGUUCAGUGACGCCAUGGCCCUCAUGAACCUGGAUGUGAAGAAGAUGCCCCUGGGGAAGUUGAGCAAGCAGCAGAUCGCUCGGGGCUUCGAGGCCCUGGAGGCCCUGGAGGCGGCCCUGAAAGGCCAGGAGGACGGGGCUGGUGGCCGCAGCCUGGAGGACCUGUCCUCCCACUUCUACACCCUCAUUCCCCACAACUUCGGCCGCAGCCGGCCCCCGCCCAUCAACUCCCUGGAGCUCCUGCGGGCCAAGAAGGACAUGCUGCUGGUGCUGGCGGACAUCGAGCUGGCCCAGACCCUACAGGCAGCCCCUGAGGAGGUGGAGGAGGUGACGCACCCCCUGGACCGAGACUACCAGCUCCUCAGGUGCCAGCUCCAGCUGCUGGACCCAGAGGCGACUGAGUACAAGGUGAUCCACACCUACAUGAAGCAGACGGGCGGCAGCCCCAUGGAGCUGGUGCUACGGCACGCUUGGAAAGUGAACCGAGACGGGGAGGGAGACAGGUUCCAGGCCCACUCCACGCUGGGCAACCGCAGGCUGCUGUGGCACGGCACCAACGUGGCCGUGGUGGCCGCCAUCCUCACCAGCGGGCUGCGUAUCAUGCCACACUCCGGCGGCCGCGUGGGCAAGGGCAUCUACUUCGCCUCGGAGAACAGCAAGUCGGCCGGCUACGUUACCACCAUGUCGUGUGGGGCCCACCGCAUCGCCUACAUGUUCCUGGCGGAGGUGGCCUUGGGCAGAGAGAACCACAUCAUGGCUGACGACCACAGCUUGAAGCAGGCACCCCCUGGCUUCGACAGCGUCGUCGCCCGAGGCCGCACGGAGCCUGAUCCCACCCAGGACACGGAGCUGGAGCUGGACGGCCGGCGAGUGGCAGUGCCCCAGGGCCGGCCCACGCCCUGCCCCGAGUUCAGCAAUUCCUCCUUCUCCCAGAGCGAGUACCUCAUCUACCAGGAGAGCCAGUGCCGCCUGCGGUACCUGCUGGAGGUGGGCUUCUGAGAGCCGCCCUCACCCAGGCCCUGCCGGGGACAGACUGCCGUCUCAGUCUUCUCGCCCAGACCCGAUGCCCAUGUCACCGCUUCUGGCUCCCAAAUCUCCCUUCUGUGUCCCAGGCAGUGGUCCCGCCCCCUCCAAUCCCCACUAGCCCUGGCCUGGCUGUGGCCCCGAGUCUCGCCUGCUAAGGUGAUAGGAGUGAGGGACUGGCGUUAUCCCUGGGUCACAUGCCGCAGCCUCUUCAGGGCUGUGUCGUUAGAGGGGCACAGACUGAUGGUGUCAGACCCCUUACCCGCCCAGGCUGUCCACCAGGCCCAGCCUGUCCACCCCAGAGGUGUGACCACCAGUGGAGGCUGGACAGCGGGCAGCAAGUUUAUUAAACACUGUCCACUCACCCCAGGCCCCGACUGUCUGUGCUGCGGCCGCACAAGCCUAAGCCCCUUCCUCUCCACAGUGACCCCCCCCCCCCCCAGCCCACGGCAGCUUGGGCCCCACCCACCCUGGUCCAUCUGUGUCCGUCACUGCAACCACCCGCCGCCCCUGGUCACUGAGCUUUCAAAGGCGACCCUCACCAUCCACUCAGACCUGGUGGCCACCUGGGGACCCACCUGGGGUCUGCCCGCUGGCCCGCACGUGGCCAGGCAAACCGAGCAUCGCUCCUGGCUCGGCAUCCACGUGUCUCAGAUCUGCACGUUCUAAACCAGCUGAGCACACGCUGAGCGCCCAGCUCUGCCACCGUGAACGAUGCCCGUGAGCACCCGGGGUCACCCUACCCAGACCCGAGGGUGCAGGUGCCGUGUCUGCUUCUCCAGCUCCAAUCCAACACCACAGGGUCCCUUCCUUCUCCCCAGUCCCACACGCACACCUGCUUCUCUAACAGUACGCACCUCCGUUUCCGUCACCAUCAGUCCAUUUACUUGUUGGCUCCACCCCCCCCCGAAAAGGAGAUGCAGAACCGCCAGCCCAUGUCACCCUGAGCACACGCUUUCUGAGCGGGGCUCAUGUUUCACGGUUAUCCUUUUGACUUUAGAUGAGCAGGGAGUUUGAAACAGGUGAAACAUUGCUUGGAUCCGUUACUUAGUGUUUCCUUUCGGUGUAGUGAUGCCAUUCAUUUGAAAUACAGGUAGGUUCCUCUGUCCUGCAUCUAUUCACCUUCAGGCGGGCUUUUCCUCAUCUUCACUGACUUAUUUUUUCCAACACACAGAACAUUAACAUAGUCCCAACUGCAUCGUCCCCAGAGUCUAAUCUAAUCAAAAACAGGAGCUCAGAAGAGUCACCCCCUGGCCCUGCACGCCGCCCACCGGCUUCGGGAAGCCAGUUUCUGCCUUAGCCUUCAUGUACUCCUUUUGGCAAAUUAAAAAGCAGCAGUUACA